This is a messenger RNA of Candidula unifasciata, 549 nucleotides long. The record is from the annotation of a GenBank genome assembly. Lineage: Eukaryota; Metazoa; Mollusca; Gastropoda; Stylommatophora; Geomitridae.
ACAUGCAGAUUGGCUGUGGUGGGCGACAAGGGCGCGGGAAAAACAAGCCUUAUCUACCGCUUUAGCAGGGACCGUUUGCCGUCUGCUGACGAGAGACUCUUGUCUGUCCUUGACACUGAUGACAUGGAUAUCAGCAGAGAUGGGAGUCAGAUUCGUCUUGUCGUCCAUGAUACAUCGGGAGACGACGACUAUGCCAAAGUUAGAGCUCUUCUCUACAAUCAAGUCGACGGGAUCAUACUCUGCUUCUCCCUCGACUCUCCGAAGUCACUCGCUCGUCUACAGUUAGACUGGUCACCGGAAUUACGUCACCUGUGCCAUGAGACGCCGUUUGUCCUCGUUGGGACCAAAAAGGACUUAAGAGACAAGGCCAAAUUGAGGGCCAGCGUUUGUGAACGUGUUUUUGUCACUAAGAAACAAGGGAAACAACUCGCUAAACAUAUCAGUGCUAAUGCGUAUCUAGAGUGUUCUGCCCUUGAUAGUGAAAGUAAAGGCAAAGAUGUGAAACGGGUGUUCGGUCGGGCCAUGCGUGAAUCCAUGAAACGGCGUUAG